Messenger RNA from Cyprinodon variegatus (sheepshead minnow), 3346 nucleotides. RefSeq names its product synaptonemal complex protein 2-like (gene sycp2). The annotation marks the transcript as partial. Lineage: Eukaryota; Metazoa; Chordata; Actinopteri; Cyprinodontiformes; Cyprinodontidae. The record is from RefSeq and is a predicted model, not a curated record. The transcript has 26 exons.
AGACCUAUUUUGUACCUGACACACAGCCCAGCUCAGCAUGUAACACGAAAUCAAACUGGAGCAAAUUAUCCAUGUCUGAAAUGCUAACAAUGCCAACUCAGAAAAUGGGAUCAGUACCGGAGCCUAAUUGGGGUACUUUUGAACCCCAGAAGCACUGCACUUCCUCAGGACGGAUGUCAGUUCCUGCCUCAAGUCUUAAGCUCCAACAGCAAUUCCAUAAUGAACUCACUGAGCGCCUUCAGAAGGUCCUUAAUGAUGUGAGCAAAGAUCCUCCCCGACAGGAAUCAACUGAUCAACAGAGAAAAACUUCUGAUUCCAAAAGGGGCUCUGACAAAACAAAGUUAUACAACACACGUGGUUCCAAGAGUGUUCCAAAAAUACAAAAUACUCAGAGAACCAGUCUCUCAAAAAACGCAAAAAGAGAAGAGAUGUCACUUCAGGUGGACAUUGGUCCAACAAAAGCUUCAGAUAAGACCUGCACAAAUAAAACUGUUGAGGACCACAAAGAAUUUGAGGCCAAAGGUUGCAAAAAAACUGCAAUUUCAACCAAAGAAAAAAGCGACUCAAAUGUCACAGCCACCAUGAUGAAGCGUAUCUCCAGCCAUUAUGAGAUUGAAACCAAAACCCUAAGAAAAAACAGCUCAGAUAAAAGUUCUCCAAGUUGGAUCCCCCCGCUAACAGACAGACCAAUCUUUAACAAGGAGGUGAUACCUGCAUGUAGAAAAGACAAACUUGGAACCAUUAGCCUUGGAAAACUCUUAAAUUCUACCAGAGGAUCUGACAGGAAUGAUAGCUUUGCAUUCAAAGUUGAUUCACCGAUCUCCGUUAGGGGUGAGAAUCAAACCAAAUCAAGCAGUGGCUACAACAACUCUACAAUUCACACCUCAGCUAAGAAAGGACAACCUGUGGCAAAGAAGAAGCUACAUGUGAAAAAGCAUCUGUUCAGUGACACUGACACAGACAAUGCCCCGACAGAUAUCAGCUGGCUAAAAGAAUCCUCCAGAAAGUCCAAAGCUCAAGUCAUUACGUACACCAGACACGCUAAGCUCAAACCCAAAACAGCCCCACCUCAUUCUCCAGACACACCCCGAGAUUUGCAAUCAAUAUCUUCAAAAGGUGUAAAGGGCGAAAGCAAACGUAUUCAGAAGAUUAUCAAUCCUCCAAAGAAAGUGAACCAAGUAACAGAUCUCAGACCACAAGUGGCUACAAAGAGGCCUAGAAGAGCUGCAGCCACCACUACAAAAAGUUACCAGGAACCCAAAACAGAUGAGAGUGAUUCUGAAACAGAAGAGCCUCCAUCACCCAAGCAUUCAUCCACUUGUAACAUAAAGAAUCCAGAAAAGGUGAAUGGGGUUGCUACAGCAAAGAAGAAAAAGACAGCACACAAACAACCAACUGAUAUGAAACUAUCAGAGAAACAGUCUGUGUUGGAUGCUUGUCCCUUCUCCAAAGUAGAGAUUUGUUCUGCUGGGCAGCAGAGAAAGCGAGUGGAGAACUGUGCUGAAGAUCCACCUGUAAAGAAGAGUAAACAUAACCUCUAUGACCACCCUGCAGAAAAACACAGCCGGGCAGAUGGGAGCAGCUUGACAGAUUCCAAAAAAGCGCAUUUUAAGGGUCGAGAACAAACGAGCACUUUGAAGAAUUCUUUGGCUGGCUGCCUGACCUCUUUCUCUACAUCCCCUCCUUCCAUUGAACAUAUGAGAACUGCUGAGAGGUCAGAUCCAACCUUGGGAUUGACCUGCUCCACUGUCCUCACCCCGCGGGGGUCCCCACUCCCUAUCUUCCUAAAUCCUCCCUGCCAGGACACCUCCUCUCAAAUCCUGCUGCUACCCAACGUUCGCCCACCAGUCGGCCAUAAAGGGAAAUGUAAACCGUCUUCUUUCUGCAAUGCAGAGAAAAAGCAGAGUUCUCAGAAGACUCAGUGUGUCCCCUCUCCCUGUUCACUGGCAGGUCAGAGCCCUGCACCCAUUCCCCCCACUGGACUAAGUGCUACAGAGAUUGUUGCAGAGCAGAAGCAUCUGUCCUCAGUGCCUCAGUCCAUUUUGUCUCCAUCCACCCAACCACUCUUAACAUCAACCCUUAUAGAGUCAGAUAAGGCCCCAGUGCUAUCUCCAUCUCAGUUACAGUUCCCCAGGGACACUUUAGCAAGCGGUUGUCACCUUGAGCUCAGUAAAGUGUCCUCAGUUUCCCUGAGUCCAAUAAGCCACUUGUCUCCAACGUCAUCGGAGCUCAGCGGGAAAAAGAACAUCUCCACUAUGACCACGUCUUAUAAAGAGAAAACACCGCUCAUGCACAAGAACCUUAAACACACGAAGCAUAUUGUCUCAGGACCCGCUCUUAAGCGCUGCGUCUCACUAUCCAGUAAGUCAGAGGAAGACGAGAAUGAAGAGGAGCGGAAGAAGAGCAAGAUUAGAGGCCAGCGUUCUCCUAGAAUGAAGCCAAGAAAACUGUUCAAGUCUUUUGAAGAGGUUUCUGUUGAAGAUGAGCUGAGCCACAUGAGUUCCAGUCACUGGGAGACUGAAGAAGUGUAUGGAGACUUGGAGAUGGAUGGGGAUUCAGAGCUUCCAGAAGAGACUCUAAAGCCAAAAAAACUUUGUCAGCAGUUCACCUCUGAGCUGAAAAACAAGUUGCAGAACCGUAGCCAUUUAAUGGAGAUCUACAACAAACGGUCUUCCAAGGCUGUCCAGCACCACAUUUCAUCCAUUGGAGUCCAGUUUAACGAAAACAGAAUUCAAAGGCUGAGUGAAGUUCAAAAUACCCUUGUAGAGGAGAUCCAGAAGAUGGAGCAGGAUGUUAACUUGCUAAAAAACAUGGAGAAAGAUCUGGCUAUAAACUGGGAAAAGCAGAUUACAACUUUCCAUUCUUACCAGGACUGUGAAACAAAGAGGAAUGAUACACUGAAGAGAACCUUCCAAAGCAUCUAUGAUCACGGCUUGGACUAUGAAGAAGGAGUGUUCAAAUCAGAGAUGGACCUGAUCAAAAAGGACCUGAAGUCGAUUCAGGACAGACUCCUCGAUGAAAUGCAUGAGCAAGAGAUCCAGAGUAUGAAGAGAGGAAUACAUGCUUUGUUUUUCUCCGGAUGAAGCCAGUUUGGAGGUGACCAAAGGUUACUCUACAUAGUGAGCCGAGGUGUCUGUCCACAUGGGAUGCACCCUUCUGAGAAAUUUGUUUGUGCUUCUCUAUAUAGCUGUUUGCAUAAAGGGAUUUUAAUCCAGUUUGUUUCAUAUAAAUCAAUCCAUUUGGUUAAGAGCUGCGUUUGUUUCACAUGUGCCUUGUUGUGUUAGAUGGUUAAAAAUCUUUAAAGAAUGUUCUUGACUAUUUAAUUACAUUUAAGUUGAUCUGAUGU